Molecule: messenger RNA, 1257 nt
Organism: Gregarina niphandrodes
Lineage: Eukaryota; Apicomplexa; Conoidasida; Eugregarinorida; Gregarinidae
Product: putative Zn-dependent hydrolase of beta-lactamase
Exons: 1
Coding region: 1-1257 (418 amino acids)
Cellular component (GO): cytoplasm
Molecular function (GO): N-acylphosphatidylethanolamine-specific phospholipase D activity; zinc ion binding
Source: RefSeq, a predicted model, not a curated record
AUGGAGUAUAAAAGCGUACGCGACGUAAACGGCCGGUUCCAGAACGUUGGUGGGCCUCCGCCUGGGAUGACGAUGGGCAAUCUUAUAACCAUCAUGGGGAAGAACAUGGCGAAAGACAAAGCAUGCCGUCCGCAAGUGGAUAUUCCGGUGACGCCUAUGACCGCAGAAGCUCUCCGUGACGCAUGCCCAAUGUCGAUGUGGAAGCUUUCGCAUUCAUCGGUGCUGAUGAAGUUCCCUGGUAGCGGGAGAGGAAGUAGUGGUUUAUUGGUGCUGACGGACCCUGUGUUUUCGGAGCGGGCUUCUCCGUUCAAAAUGGCUGGUCCCCGGAGAUUUUCUCGAAUGCCCAUUACUGCGGACGAAAUGCCUGAUGUCCACGUAGUGAUGAUUUCGCACAAUCACUAUGACCACCUAGACGAGGAGACCAUCAAGACCCUGGCCCCCAAGACGUCGCACUUCCUGGUGCCGCUCGCUCUCGGCGAAACCCUUGUAGGCUUCGGCGUGCCUCGCGCAAAGAUCCGCGAAUUGGACUGGUGGCAGUGCACAGACAUUGGCGACCUCCGUUUCGUUUGUUCCCCCGCGCAGCACCACAGCGGUCGAGGGCUUUUCGACCGCAUGAAGACGCUCUGGUGCUCCUGGUCGAUCCACAUGCGUUAUCAAACCUGGACCGAACCAGCCUUGACCGGCCCCGAUGGUCAGAGAUGGUCUGUGAAUUUGCCGGCAAUUCCCGAGCCUUUGGAAAGAGUAGAGGGGAACAUUGCUGAAGGUCAAAACGCGGCCCCAACUGUUUCGACAGAGACGGCACCCACCCUCGACUUGCCGGUGAAAGACUUCAAGUUGUUCUUUAGCGGCGACUCAGGCUACCACUUGAUGUACCCGGCCAUUGGCAAGGUCUGCGGCCCCUAUGACGUCACUUUGAUGGAGAACGGACAAUACAACCGUGAGUACUGGCCCUACAACCACAUGCUACCGGAGCAAACCGUGCGGGCACACCUCGAACUGCGCGGCCGCUGGAUGGUGCCCAUUCACAACUGCACCUUCGACCUCGGCUUCCAUACCUGGGAAGACCCCCUCGAAUGCUCCCUCGCACUCUGUCGCGAACAAGGUGUCAAUCUUUGCACACCAAUGUUCGGCGAACGUGUCGACCUGCUCCACAUCAACACUUGCUCUCGCUGGUGGCGCAAGGUUCUCAAACAAGAAGACAGACUAACGGCAGAACAGGAAGCGGACAACGAACCAAAGUCGCUGGAUGCCGUCUAA